This is a messenger RNA of Myotis davidii, 3819 nucleotides long. It is a transcript of the gene CRHR1, whose product is annotated as corticotropin releasing hormone receptor 1. Gene Ontology annotation, cellular component: neuron projection; plasma membrane. The record is from RefSeq and is a predicted model, not a curated record. The transcript is spliced from 14 exons. NCBI's taxonomy places the organism in Eukaryota, Metazoa, Chordata, Mammalia, Chiroptera, Vespertilionidae. The coding region runs from base 322 to 1584 and encodes 420 amino acids. Gene Ontology annotation, molecular function: corticotrophin-releasing factor receptor activity; G protein-coupled peptide receptor activity; corticotropin-releasing hormone binding. Gene Ontology annotation, biological process: adenylate cyclase-activating G protein-coupled receptor signaling pathway; cell surface receptor signaling pathway.
GUCACACUGGGAUUUGGGAUGGCAGCUUCAAUUCCUGCUCUGCGCUGGCCUGGGGGUAGGGGCAAGGGCAGCAGCUGGAGCAGGCAGCUGGCACACUGUGCCCCUUCCACCCCACCCUCUAUGCCCAGUCCUGCACCCUCCUCUACCCAUCCCUUCUCCCAUGCCCUGUCCUGACCUGAGCCAUCCCCUCCUCCAUCUUUCAUCCACUUAAAAAACAGACACGGAUUGCCUGCUUACUGUGUCCUAGUCCUCACUCAACAGCUGAAAACAGUUCAGUGACCUGGAGCACCUCAACUGUGAAACCCGUAUGAAACGGGAAGCAUGAGACCCACCCGUCUGCUUUCUGCAGCGCAGUGCCCCUUGGUACAGGCCCUUCUCCUCCUGGGGCUGAACCCCGUCUCUGCCUUCCUCCAGGACCAGCACUGCGAGAACCUGUCCCCGGCCAGCAACGUCUCUGGACUGCAGUGCAAUGCAUCCGUGGACCUCAUUGGCACCUGCUGGCCCCAGAGCCCCGCGGGGCAGCUGGUGGUUCGACCCUGCCCUGCCUAUUUCUACGGUGUCCGCUACAACACCACAAACAACGGUUACAGAGAGUGCCUGGCCAACGGCAGCUGGGCCGCCCGUGUGAACUACUCAGAGUGCCAGGAGAUCCUCAGCGAGGAGAAGAAGAACAAGGUGCACUACCAUGUCGCUAUCAUCAUCAACUACCUGGGCCACUGCGUCUCCCUGGUGGCUCUCCUGGUGGCCUUUGUCCUCUUUCUGCGGCUCAGGAGCAUCCGCUGCCUCAGAAACAUCAUCCAUUGGAACCUCAUCUCGGCUUUCAUCCUGCGCAAUGCCACGUGGUUCGUGGUCCAGCUCACCAUGAGCCCCGAAGUCCACCAGAGCAACAUGGGCUGGUGCAGGUUGGUGACAGCCGCCUACAACUACUUCCAUGUGACCAACUUCUUCUGGAUGUUUGGGGAGGGCUGCUACCUGCACACAGCCAUCGUGCUCACGUACUCCACAGACCGGCUGCGCAAGUGGAUGUUCAUCCUCAUUGGCUGGGGUGUGCCUUUCCCCAUCAUCGUGGCCUGGGCCAUUGGGAAGCUGUACUACGACAAUGAGAAGUGCUGGUUUGGCAAAAGGCCUGGGGUUUACACCGACUACAUCUACCAGGGCCCCAUGAUCUUGGUCCUGCUGAUCAAUUUUAUCUUCCUUUUCAACAUCGUCCGCAUCCUCAUGACCAAACUUCGGGCAUCCACCACGUCGGAGACCAUUCAGUACAGGAAGGCUGUGAAGGCCACUCUGGUACUGCUCCCCCUCCUGGGCAUCACCUACAUGCUGUUCUUUGUCAACCCCGGGGAGGACGAGGUCUCCCGGGUCGUCUUCAUCUACUUCAACUCCUUCCUGGAAUCCUUCCAGGGUUUCUUCGUGUCUGUGUUCUACUGUUUCCUCAACAGUGAGGUCCGCUCUGCCAUCCGGAAGAGGUGGCACCGAUGGCAGGACAAGCACUCGAUCCGCGCCCGGGUGGCCCGCGCCAUGUCCAUCCCCACCUCCCCAACCCGUGUCAGCUUUCACAGCAUCAAGCAGUCCACGGGGGUCUGAGCUGGAAGGCCGUGUCUGGAGGGGACCAGCUCCCCCCCCCCCAUACUGGCCCUGAGACCUGGGAGGCCCCUCCCUGACCCCCAGCUGAGCAGGAGUUCUGGCCUCUGAGAGCAGCCACAGUCUGGGCCAGGGGGCGAUUGGAAAAUAAGCUAUAGGACUCGGCUGGGCCCAGGGCCUCUGGCUCCCCCUGGCCCCCAGUCCUCCCUGGCGAGUGGAGUGAGAAUGGGGAGCCAGGCCAUCCAAAGCAGCACAGGGGUCUCUCCAAGAGGUGUCCUCCCAGAGCACAAGGUGGCCAAUGCACUGUGGGGGUAUUCGCUGCCCCAGGGGCAUCAUGGGAAACUCUUGGAACAGCAUCCCAACCACGGAGAUAAUGCCUCCGGGCCUUAGCAAUGCCUUCCAACAACGCUGGGAGCCAAGGCUUGCUGUCAGAGCCCUGGAGACGUUAGAAAUCGGUGGCAUCAUCAGACAUCAGGCUACGUGACCAGAAAUCCUCCCACGCCACCAGAACGUCAUCUGGCCCUGUGGCGCUGCCACCAGAAAUGCCCUGCCUUGCUGCACCCUUGGACUUUUACUGCCCUGCCAGCCACACAAGCUCCCUCUCCCUAACCUCCUGCCCCAGUUGUCUCCACCUUUGUGAGAAGAUGGGGGCUGGGGUGUGCCCCAGCCAAAGCCAGUCUCCCUGUGAAGGGGCAGAGAAUGCAGAGGACCAUCCAGCCUGCUGACUGAAGUGACCUGGCCUCUGGGCAGCCCCUCUGCUGGUCACAGAGAGCUUGUUGCCCCUGGAUGUCCUCUGGGGCAGCACUGUUAGCUACGCAAAGAUAGGAGAAAGGGCAGGACCCUCAGGCCCCAGCGCCUGGAGCAGCACAAGUGGCCGUUGGGUCAGCUGAUCACAUCCACCCCAGGCAUAGACUGGCUCAGCCCUCACUGGACAGCCAGGGCUUUGGGGGUGCAGGGCUGGGAGAUGGGGGUGGCUGAUGUAAGUAAUAAUAUUUAUCUUUUCAACCAGCAUCUGUGAAGUUCUGCACUGUGCCGGAGCUGGGUGGAAAGGGUCUGCAGAGAAAUGGAGGCCACUUUGAGGGUUCAGGGCCUCUGUGUGUCUGGGGAACACACACACCCAUCAAGGAUGGGGUGCUAGUGCAGCCCAGGCCACCAGAAGCCUCUGGGAGUCUCUCUGCAUCCACCCAGAUACUGCCCAGUCCGGCGAGGAUGCCACUGGCCUCAGGAUCAUCUCAUCCAGCCCUGACUUCAAACCCAACAGCCCACCCUUGGUCCAAAUGAAGGGGGUGCAUUCUGCAUUUCACCAACAACGACACUGUCAUUCAUUGAGUGCUCACUGGGCACCAAGCGCCGCUGAGCCCCUCACUUGUUGACCUCAUCUACUCUUCACACCACCCUUUGAGGCAGGUGCUAUUAUCCCCACUUAACAGAUGGGGAAAGUGAGGCCCAGAGAGGUUAAGAGAGCUGCCCAAGAGCACCCAGCAGUGGCAUGGCUGGAUGUGAACCCCAGCUGGCCUCCCUUAACCUGCACUGUGUCCAACCCCUAUGCAGCAGGAGUUCUUUGUAGCGCACCCCUCCCUGCCCUGCUGCCCCCUCCAAUGCCCGCCCUCGGGAAAUUCUUUGGUUUUCCCAGUUUGUGGACAAACAGAUACGAAGCUGGAUGUAGGAGUUGGUGUCUGCAAAGCAUGAGCCUUGGGUGGAUCCCAGCCCAGCCUCCAGAGAGACCACAGGCUGCCCGCCUCCCAGCAUAACCCAGUCCUCCUCCAUCUCUAAACAUUGCCUCCCAGACCCUACCCUCUGCAUCCCACCAAGCCCUGCAGCUUGGGGGCAAGAGAUGUCUGGGCCGUGCAUUAUCUUUCAAAGCUCUCAGUACGUUGGAAACACCACCAAGAUCACCAUUUGGAGAUGACUCUAGAGACCUCCAGAACUGCAACAAGCCUGUCUUGCGCCCAGUGCCCCUGGAAGGGACUGCAGCUGGCAUCACUGUUCUCUUUUAAUUGUGGCAAAAUACACAUAACACAGAACUUGCCAUCUCGACCGUGUGCUAAUGCACAGUUCAGUGCCACUAGUGCACUCACUACCACCCACUUCCAGAACCUGUUUGUCUCCUCAUGGAAACACCAUACCUUAAGCACUCACUCCCAUUCCUCAUUCCCCCAGCCUCUGGCCACCACAAACCUGCUUUCUGUCCCUGCAGAUUUGCCUGUUUUUGAUAUUUCAUAAAAGUGGAAUCAUACA